AUGCAGCUGUCGGGCGGCCGGCACCACGACGACGCCGUGCGCCCUGUCCACCGGCACCGCAUUUCGAUGAAGCUGGCCGGGCUCACGUCCCAAGCCGACGUGCGGCUGACGAGCUUUGUCGCGCUCCAGGCCGAGAUGCAAAAGCAAAACAUGGAGGCGCCGCCGACACUCCACGAAAUGCACAAGCGGCGCUCGACGCAGGUGUCGAUGCGCGAGGUGUUUGCAUCGGACGUGACGCGCCGCGCGUCGGGUGAUGCGACGGCGAUGCAGCUUCGGCAAAAAGGCAAGAAGCACUUGCUACCAAGCGCGUCGCACCGCAGUCGCACGCUCAAGAAGCUCCACGCGAUGCCCCGCUGGUGGCACAUUCACCGGUAUUUGGAGUCGACGGCGCCGUUUCGGUGGCGCUGGGACAUUCUAAUGCUCGUUCUCCUCUUCUACACGGCGCUCCUCGUCCCGUACGAGAUUGCAUUUGUGACCGAGACGUCCGUGACUGCGCUCUCGGUGCUCAACAAUAUCGUCGACGUUUUCUUUUGCCUCGACAUGCUCUUCAACUUUGCCACGCCGUACGUCGACAAGGAGACGAACGCAGUGAUCGACGAGUACGGUCUCGUGGCCCAGCACUACUUGCGAGGCUGGUUCCUUAUCGAUUUUGCGUCCAUUUUCCCGUUCGAGACGCUCUCGUCGAGCGACAAGAGCAGUACUGAUCCCGAUGCACCGUCGACGGCCGCGCCCUCGAACCGCCUCGUUGUGCUGCGCAUCCUUCGCAUCCUUCGCAUCAUGAAGCUCAUGCGCGUCUUCCGCGCCAACCGCAUCGUCGCGCGCUGGCAAGCGCGCCUCGACUUUCCCAUCGCACUCUCCAAGCUCAUUUCGUUUACCUUUGGCAUCCUCGUUCUCGCCCACUGGCUCGCGUGCGUAUGGGGCACGACGCCUCAGUUUCAGCACAACCUCGACGCGUUUGGGAAUCUUCAAGAUUGGACCGUCGCGUACGGCAUCAACGGCAGCGCCCCCCCGACGCAGUACAUUGCCUCUCUCUAUUGGUCCGUCAUGACGAUCGGGACGAUCGGGUACGGUGACGUGUCGGUCGUCACCUCGGUCGAGCGCAUGAUUGCGAUCCUCUGCAUGAUCAUUGGCUGCGGCAGCUACUCGUUCAUCAUUGGCUCCAUUUGUGGUCUGGUCUCGGGUCUGAGCGAAGCCACAACCGAGUUCAACCAGAAAAUGGACCAUCUCAACAUGUACAUGGCCAAAGAAGACUUACCGCAAGAGAUGAAGAUCAUGUUUCGAGAAUACUUCUUGCAUAUGCGCGACCAAAUGCACCACAAGUACUUUGCGCACGCGCUCGACACGCUCUCGCCCGGCCUCCGCGGCGAGAUUGAAGUGUACACGUCGGGCGAAUGGAUCCACCGGAUCCCGUUCUUUGUCGGCGGCCCGACGUCCCAGCACAUUCGGUUUGUGACUGCUAUCACGCAGCGCUUGGAGCCGAUGCUGUACCCGCCCAACGAGGUCAUGAUCCACAUGGGCGACGCGACCGACGUCUUGUACAUCAUUUCCCGCGGGCUCGUCGCCCGACUCGGACGGCUCUUUGGGAAAGGCCAUUUUGUCGGCGAAGACUUUGUACUCAACCAUGGCGUCCGGCACUACGAGGUGCGGACGUUGACGUACGUCGACACGCUCGCACUGCGCCGAGACGACUUGAAUGCGGUCCUGGAGACGGGCACGUUUCCGUUCAAGAAGGCGCGGAUUCGCCGGGCGUCCAUUCUGCUUGCGAUUGCGCGCAAGAUGGAGUACCUCCUCGACGAGCUGCGCUACAAGCGCAACCGACCGACGUACAACUGGAGCGCCGCCCAAGAGUGCGAGUGGUUUCGCGCGCACCUCUUCAACGCAGACGCUGCGAGCAUGCGGACUGAGAACCGGUCGGUCGUCCACGCCAUCAAGCACACGCAAGUCGCGCUGGCGGCCCUCGACCGCAUCGGCCACCUCGACAGCUCCUUGCGGGACCGCGAUGAUUUUUAUGCCAUCACCAUGGCCAUCCAGACGAGCCUCUCGAUGCUCUCGAACGCCAUGCACACAAACCCAGGCGCGUCGUGA
This is a messenger RNA of Saprolegnia diclina VS20, 2085 nucleotides long. RefSeq lists its product as hypothetical. Gene Ontology annotation, molecular function: voltage-gated potassium channel activity. The record is from RefSeq and is a predicted model, not a curated record. The coding region runs from base 1 to 2085 and encodes 694 amino acids. Gene Ontology annotation, biological process: regulation of membrane potential; potassium ion transmembrane transport. The transcript has 9 exons. NCBI's taxonomy places the organism in Eukaryota, Oomycota, Saprolegniomycetes, Saprolegniales, Saprolegniaceae. Gene Ontology annotation, cellular component: membrane.